AUGGGAAUGCAUACUAAGGUCUUGAUUUCAGGACUUCCUUGCUCACAGGUAUCGUUUGGUGAGGGGAACAUUGUAUGCCGCUGUAACGCCACAUACUGUGACACCGUUGACCCCUUAGAACCUCUGGCCAUGGGGAGUUUUGCACAAUACACCUCGACAAGAGACGGCAAACGUUUGUAUAAAACUGUCGGCAGCAUUUCUCAGUCUCCCACAGGAAUUGUAAUAAGGGUAGAUAAAAACACGACUUUCCAGCGUCUGUUUGGUUUUGGAGGAGCAUUUACUGAUGCAGCAGCGAUUAAUAUUGCCAACUUGUCAACUACAGCAGCGAACCACGUCAUAGACUCAUAUUAUGGGCCAAUGGGAAUCGAAUAUUCGGUUGGCCGCGUGCCUAUAGGAAGCUGCGAUUUUUCUACCCAUCCGUAUUCUUAUGAUGAUACUGACGGGGAUUUCAAUUUGACCAAGUUUCAGCUUGCAGAAGAAGAUAUUACUUUAAAGAUACCAUUAAUUCAAAGAGCAAUAUCCGUGAGUAAGAGAAAUAUAUCGUUCUUUGGAAGUCCUUGGACUGCUCCAGCAUGGAUGAAGACAAACAACAAUUUGACAGGCAAAGGUUCCAUAAAAGGGGAAGCAGGCAACGCCUAUCACAAAACAUGGGCUCUGCACUUUGUCAAAUUUCUUGAUGCCUACUUGCAAUACAACAUAAGUUUCUGGGGACUGACAGCUCAGAAUGAGCCUACAGAUGGAAACAUUGACCAUUUCCCAUUUCAAGCCACCGGCUGGACGCCUGAGCAACAGCGAGACUUCAUUUCGAAAGACCUUGGGCCAGCCCUUCAUGCCAAUGGUUAUACAGACCUUAAGCUUAUGAUGUUGGACGACCAGAGGCUUCUUCUCACGUACUGGGCAGACACGAUAUUAGCGGAUCCUGGUGCCAGCAAAUAUAUAUCUGGUGUUGCUGUGCAUUGGUAUAUGGAUGCCAUAUCUCCUACAUUUGAGUUAGAUUACAUUCACAAAAAAUAUUCGGAUCACUUUAUAUUUGGAACUGAGGCCUGUUAUGACACAGUCUUACAUCCGGUGAACCUUGGAAACUGGAAACAUGCAGAAGGAUACGCCCACGACAUCAUGCAGGAUCUGGAACACUGGGUUACAGGUUGGACAGACUGGAAUCUAGCCCUGAAUCUGGAAGGUGGUCCCAACUGGGUACACAACUAUGUAGAUAGUCCUGUUAUUGUUAAUGCAGAACAAGAUGAGUUUUAUAAACAACCAAUGUUCUACGCAAUGGGUCACUUCAGUAAGUUUUUACCAUCCGGAUCGAUUCGCAUAGGAAAUAUUGCACAGGGACAGGUCCCAGAAGGAAUCAAAAUACUGACUUUCCAGACACCGAGUGGUUAUAUCGUGACAAUAAUACUUAAUGUGUGA
Messenger RNA from Saccostrea echinata, 1413 nucleotides. Its product is annotated as lysosomal acid glucosylceramidase-like. Gene Ontology annotation, biological process: glucosylceramide catabolic process. Lineage: Eukaryota; Metazoa; Mollusca; Bivalvia; Ostreida; Ostreidae. Bases 1 to 1413 code for a protein of 470 amino acids. The transcript is spliced from 8 exons. The record is from RefSeq and is a predicted model, not a curated record. Gene Ontology annotation, molecular function: glucosylceramidase activity.